UCAAACGCUUCGAAGCGUUGACGCAGCCAAUCACAGCCCCUACCCUAAAAUCCCAAUCUAAAACCUCCGCAUGUGACACAACACACAGGGUUAAACGCCUAAAGAGCCUCAACCUCCGCUUUUCUGCCCGGAAGCAAAUAUAUUGCAAUAACGACACCACCGGAUUUUAGAUUUCGCUCCUAUAGGAUAGAUAGCUGCCAGCCUAUGAUGAAGCUCGGCAACCAGGUCCCAUUUUCUUAUUAAGUAUGGACUUCAACGUCUCUCUUCUGUCUAAGCUCGAUCAGCAAUUUGUCAAUUUCAAGUCCAAUUGAGCUCGACUUGUUGUACUAUUCCUUGCUUGCAUGCCUCAGUGGCUAGCAUUCCCGAAAUUCUGAACAACAUGCGGUCAUCAAUAUCGCUGUUCUACGCUCCCCUCCUCGCUCUCUUCACGCCCACCUUCUCUACCCCAAUCUACCAAUCCCUAAACCUAACCUCCUACCUCCCCGCCACCAAUACCGAUGCCAACACCAACGCCCUCACCUCCCGUGCCGACCCCUCUCUAACCGGAUACCUCGGCGCCUUCUUCCUAGGCGACAAACCCAGCAUAUACUUCUACCUCUCCAACGGCAACAACGCCCUCUCCUUUAAAGCCCUUAACAAAGGCAACCCCGUCAUCACCGCCACAAAAGGCACCGGGGGUGUCCGCGAUCCCGCUAUUGUCCCCGGCGGUGGUAGCGAAGCUGGCAAGAAAUGGUACAUCAUCGGCACUGACCUCAACAUUGGGAAAACGACAUGGGACGCCGCCCAACGCACAGGCAGUCGUGGGAUAUUCGUCUGGGAAAGCAACGACCUUGUGACCUGGGGUAACGAGAGGUUAGUCGUAGUGGAGGAUGCAACAGCGGGGAUGGUAUGGGCGCCGGAAGCACUCUGGGAUGAGGCGAAAGGCGAGUAUUUCGUACAUUGGGCGAGCAAAUUCUAUCCGACUAGUGAUACGAAACACACGGGGAGUCCCAGUGCUAUUAGGAUCAGAUAUGCGUAUACCAAGGAUUUCAAGACGUUUUCCGCGCCCCAGGAUUAUAUUAAUAAGAGUCCAACGAAUAUCAUCGACCUAGAUAUCCUGCCUAUCGGCGGCUCGUCAUAUGCGCGGUUUAUGAAAGACGAAACCGCAAAGACGGUAUUCAUGGAGCUCUCCUCAACUGGCCUCUUCGGCACAUGGACACGUCCAGGUGGUGCGUCUGCGAUUAUCCAGUCGGGGGUGGAGGGCCCAGCGGCGUAUUGGGAUAAUCAAGCUGCUGGGAAGGCGCAUGUGUUGUUGGAUUUUUAUGGCAGUGACGGGUAUAGGCCGUUUGAGACGACUGAUGUGCAGAAGGGAAAUGCGGGGUGGACGGCCAGUGAUAGGGCGAAUUUUCCGAAGAAUUUGAGACAUGGCGCCGUGUUGCCGGUGAAUGCGGUGGUGGUGAGUGCGUUGGGGGCGAAGUAUCCGUGAGGGAUGAUGAGAUUGAGAUGUGGGAGUACGGGGGGAAGGAAGUGCUGUGUGUGAUGUAGAUAUUUGUACAUAGGGAAAUGACAAUGCGGUGUGGGAAACUAAAGGGGUGUCUGAAUGCCCCCGAAAGAACUAGUGUUAGUGUGUUCCGUAAAUAGCUA
Lindgomyces ingoldianus is the source of this 1623-nucleotide messenger RNA. Its product is annotated as arabinosidase. The record is from RefSeq and is a predicted model, not a curated record. NCBI's taxonomy places the organism in Eukaryota, Fungi, Ascomycota, Dothideomycetes, Pleosporales, Lindgomycetaceae. The transcript has a single exon. Bases 380 to 1465 code for a protein of 361 amino acids.